AUGGGUUGGUCAUUCCACGGCCACAAGAGAGACGUCGACAAGGAAAAGCAUCUCAAGCGCCUGCACAAAACCGUGCCCUGGAUCGAGGACCCUCUCGCCGGCGCCGAUCACGAACAUCUUGUAUUCUCGCAGCGCCACGAAGCGAAUACCGUCGAACUCUUCUUCGAUCUGUUCUUCGUCGCCAAUCUCGCAACAUUCACCACUUACCACUCCAUCACAGACGGCGAUUAUCUGGUCGCCUACGUCGGCUUCUUCGGUAUACUAUGGUCGUCCUGGUUCCAGGUCACCCUUCACGAUGUGCGCUUCGCCAGAGACUCGUUAUACGAGCGUUUUUGCAAGACGGUGCAGUUCAUUGUUUUUGUGGGACUGGCCCUAGUCGGGUCGUCCUUCAAUCCAGGCAAAGGUUCAAACGGGGGUAACAAGGCAAGCAAUACUAACUUCCGUAUCCUUUGCUACACCCUCGUCGUUAGCAGAGGCCUGUUGGCGAUCCAACAUAUGAUUGUUCUGUUCUACCUCGUGCGAGCGAGCUUCUCCAAGCUGUUCCUUCCGAUGGGCCUCAUGAUCUCUCUGUACCUAACUGCCGCCGGCGCUUUCGCUGCCAUGACACCCGCCUUCAAAGAAGGAGAUGAAUCACAUCGAGGCGUUUACGUUGUUUGGUAUGUAGUCAUGGUUGUAGAAGCUGCCGCAGUCAUAACCAUCUCGUCUGUGUGGAGAAUGUUAAGCUUCAAAAAGACGCAUUUGAUGGAGCGCAUGAGUUUGUUGACGUUGAUCGUCAUUGGAGAGGGUGCCAUUGGCGUAACGAAGACCGUCUCACGAUUGAUGGGCAAGUACGGCCUAGAUGUCGAGGGCUGCUUUCUCGUCAUGUGCAUCAUUGCGCUUUUGCAAGUCGCCCUAGCUCGUUACGUUAUCAAAAAUUGGGCCAAGAUCGAUACGUCUAUUGGCAAGUACUGCUUCACCGAGAACCUAGACGGCGCGAAACUUCGCGAUAAGCUCGUUGAGCUUCUGGACUAUUUUUACUUCACAAGCAAGACUGAGACGCAAGAAUUCCAGAAAAUAACCGAAGAGACCAUAUGGCAAAUCGGCAACACAACAGACAUAUGCUCCAAGUCGAACGCAACCGAGUACAUCAACAGCAAUUCAAUUCCCACACAGUUCUACAACAUGAGUAUAGACAUGUUCAAUGGUGUGUACGUCGGUCUCGGAAUGAAGCUACCAGCGGACAAACUCGACAAGCACACCGCAGCGGAGAUUGCCCUCAAGAGCUGGAAGCUGGUAUAUUUGUACUACUGGGUCUCGUUCUGCAUCCUGAUGGCUUGUUCUAUCGUCUUCCUACUCCUCAUCCGCCGCCACCGUCACGAUCUCUUCGACUUCGUUUCUAUCGGCUCGCGCAUCAUGAGCCUCGUCAUUGGAGCUAUCCUCUGCGCCAUGAUUUCCAACGAAAUCGGUCUAUACCAGUUUCUCGGCUCGCCUGCCGUCCUACCGGUUUGUCUCAGCCUCAUUUUCCUUGUCCUUUGCUUCGACAAGCUGAGCGCUGUUUUCUGCAACUGGCAUCUGCUUAAGAACGGCCAGCCGUAUGCGAAAGAGUACGACGAGCACGGUCAUCACGAGCACGGUCACGGCGAGGCGCAAGAGAACGCCGCGCAUACAUCGGGACAUGCACACCAUAACUCCGCCUUGCUUGAUCAUCGCAGGUCCGCGGCUUGGAGUAUACACGGCGAAAGCGAGGAUACCCAACCACUCACCAAACACGCGGCACAUAGAAGUACAGAAUAUUAUGGCGCGGAGCACGGGGGCUACCCAAUGGAGCCGUUGAUCAGUCCGCCGCUUGUCAGUCCGCCUCCCGUGACAGGACAUGGACAUGUGGCGGGAGGGUACAUGCCCGUGGGUAACAGCCAAAACUAUGGAGCCUGA
Molecule: messenger RNA, 1911 nt
Organism: Didymosphaeria variabile
Lineage: Eukaryota; Fungi; Ascomycota; Dothideomycetes; Pleosporales; Didymosphaeriaceae
Exons: 5
Coding region: 1-1911 (636 amino acids)
Source: RefSeq, a predicted model, not a curated record